Molecule: messenger RNA, 1245 nt
Organism: Striga hermonthica
Lineage: Eukaryota; Viridiplantae; Streptophyta; Magnoliopsida; Lamiales; Orobanchaceae
Source: the annotation of a GenBank genome assembly
AUGACUAUCGUUAUCCGUCUCAACUCGCCGGGGAAAAUGGAAGCUCUAAUGCAGCUGCCACCUGCGGCGCCUCUUUAUUCGACCACACGGAAACGAAAGAAGCUUUUCCGGCGAAUUUCCUCAAGCCCUUGGGACUCGUAUCAAACGUUUUCGUCUCAAGGUGGACCCAGUGGAGAGAAAUUAUUACCAAUUCAUGCGAAACAUGUUUAUGCAAACAAGUCAUCAGGUCUCUUGCCCGAACGUUGUACCUUAUCAGCGCUGUUGCUCUACUAUGCACGCAACAAUUUAUUCUCCGAAGCACAGACGAUUUGGGAUGACCUGCUGAACAGCUCGUUCAUGCCUGAUCCCGAAUUAGUCUCCGAAUUAAUCUUCAUCUACGGUAGAAUUGGAGAUUUUGAUAGGGUCACCAGAAUACUGCACGAGAUGCAGAUAAAAGAUUCUAAACGUUUGCCUGAUAUAAUGAGUCUGUCCGUAUCUAGUUUCGGCAGGAGAGGAUACCUUGACUGCAUGGAGCUGAUGAUUAAAAGAAUGGUUGCCAUGGGUUAUUCCGUUAGCUCUGUGGCUGGCAAUGCUUACGUUGUGCACUACAGCGCUUUUGGCUCGCUGGCCGAUAUGGAAUUAGCCGUUGGGCGUCUCAAGCGUUCGAGGAUUCUCAUCGAGGAAAAUGCUAUACGGGCAGUUUCUUUGGCGUAUAUCAAGAAGAAUAAGUUUUAUUCUUUGGGCCGUUUCGUGCAUGAUGUGGGGCUCGGCAGGAAAAAUGUAGGCAAUCUUCUCUGGAACCUUCUGCUGCUGUCUUAUGGCGCGAAAUUCAAGAUGAAGAGCCUGCAGAGGGAGUUUGUGCGGAUGGUGGAGUCCGGGUUUUGUCCUGACCUGGACACGUUCAACAUUAGGGCACUCGCGUUCUCGAGGAUGUGUUUGAUGUGGGACUUGCACCUGAGCCUGGAGCACAUGAAGCACGAUGGGAUCUGCCCCGAUCUCGUAACCUACGGCUGUGUCGUGGAUGCAUACAUGGACAGGAGGCUCGGGAGGAAUUUGAGAUUUGCAUUGGGAAAAAUCGGUUGGGAUUGUCCAGUGUCGAUGAGGACGGACCCGCUCGUUUUCGAGGCUAUGGGGAAAGGAGAGUUCCAUUCGAGCUCGGAAGUUGUGAUGGAGUACUGGGGAAGAAAAGAUUGGACCUACGAAAUGCUUGUUUCUGUCUACCUUAAGAAAAAAUUCCGUAGUAAUCAGAUAUUUUGGAAUUACUAA